Molecule: messenger RNA, 825 nt
Organism: Drosophila innubila
Lineage: Eukaryota; Metazoa; Arthropoda; Insecta; Diptera; Drosophilidae
Product: transmembrane protein 126A
Exons: 2
Coding region: 55-726 (223 amino acids)
Biological process (GO): mitochondrial respiratory chain complex I assembly
Cellular component (GO): mitochondrion
Source: RefSeq, a predicted model, not a curated record
UCUCUAAUAUCCGUGAAGUCGAUGCGGCUUUUAUUUUAUUUUAUUAAUUAAAAAAUGGCAUUAUCGCGUGGCAAACCUGAACAGUUGCCUAAGGAUGCAGUGCUGAUAACAGAGGACCAGGCCCUGAGAUAUCAGUGGAAGAUCAUAACAGCCUGGGACAAGAUUGGAGAAGUUUGGUCCCUGCGUUAUACGCCCGGCAUUCUCAGUGCAAUGGCAGCGGCUACGGGUGCCUACGUUAAUAAUCAUUACCGCACACGAUUACGACUGGGCAGCCAUGGUCGCCUUUCCAGUUAUUUGCCAAUUGUUGCUGUGCCCGCGAUAUUCACAAUGUUGAGUCACAAAUUCUUCAUACAGCGGCCAAUUCUCCUAGAUCCAUUGUCCGAGUGCCCUGUCUGCACCCAAGUACGUAGUGCCGCCUUUCAAACUGCAAUGGGCGUGGUUUAUCCCACGAUAUUGGCGCCAUUUGCUGCAUUUAUGUUCGCCACGAGAUGCUUCACCUACCGACUGCCGUCAAUAACAGAGAAUCCCAAAGAGGUGCUCAUGUUGUAUAGGAAAUUCACACGCCCAAUUGUGCCCGCCCUCAGUACUAUAAUCGCCAUACAGGCUUUUAUUACAAUGUAUCUGACUGGUCAGGAGGAGAAGCAGAACUUUAGCUUAAUGCUGCGCAUGAAGGAAAUUGAGCAUCAACUUGAAGAGCAGCACAUGCCACAGCGAAUUGACAUUUAAAUUAAAUGAAUUGUUAUAUUGUUCUUUAAGUAAAUGUAAAUACAUUUGGUACUAUACAAUUUAUACUUUUGCGCCAACAAAAGUAUCGAUAAAGGGAAA